Molecule: messenger RNA, 483 nt
Organism: Fusarium graminearum PH-1
Lineage: Eukaryota; Fungi; Ascomycota; Sordariomycetes; Hypocreales; Nectriaceae
Exons: 2
Coding region: 1-483 (160 amino acids)
Source: RefSeq, a predicted model, not a curated record
AUGACAGCCGUCGUGGAGAAGCACUUCAGCGGCUUUUUGGCCAAUGCCAAAUCGCGGUCAGGCAAAACUGUGCAAAGCUGGGAGCAAGAAAAGACCAGCCUUGUUUUGAAGUUCGACGACUUUUAUAAACAUGAGUGUUCAAAUCUGCCCUCUGAUCUUCCAGAGCAGGCCCUGACGGUCUUAAAAAGACUCCAUGCAAAGGCCAAAGACGGUAUCGAAGCGAUGUUCAACACCUGCAAAGCUUCACAACGCAAAGAUGCCGAUGAUUUCGGAACCGGUCUAACGAAGCUGGCAUCCACUGUCAAGAAGGCCAGUGACAAAGAGAUCCUACGAUUGGAAGACGAGGUCCAUAAAUCCAAGUUGGCCGUGGAAUCCUUCAAGCGUCAAAUCAAGUCACGCUUAAAUGACAGCCGGGAGCCCGACCCAGAGACAAGCCCCGACUUUACCGCCCAUCUCCUCGCCUGUUGUCUCGCCCGUUUCUAG